Messenger RNA from Ceratotherium simum simum (southern white rhinoceros), 1621 nucleotides. Lineage: Eukaryota; Metazoa; Chordata; Mammalia; Perissodactyla; Rhinocerotidae. The record is from RefSeq and is a predicted model, not a curated record.
UGUCCGAGGUCCGCGGCCGGGGAGUGGGCGCUGGACCUCAUCCGGGCCAGGCUGCUCCCUGCCGCCAGGCGCCCCGAGAUCGGCCCUUUCCCACGGGCACAGGCUGCCAGCUGGGAAGAGGGGGCGGAGGAGGGUUUGCUCCUGGGCGGUGGCAUCUGUGUCACCUCGCCUUCAGCCAGUUGCAGCAGCGUGGGCGUGGAACCUGCGCUCGGAGUUUGUGCUCGCGUCCCCGAGUGACCGCCGCCUCCGCUCAGACAGCCGGGUAGGGGUGUGCACACCUUCAGCAGGCCUUGGGGAAGAUGGCGGCCCCGGGGGACGGUCGGGAGCCCCCUCAUAUCCCAUCCCCUGUCAGUCUCGAGUCACCGGGGACACCUGGAGCCCACCACCAUGAGGCCCGGCGUCACCUCCACGGUCAUCAACACGGGUCUCCCAGCUGCAGCCCUGAGGUGCUCUCCCAGCCACCGCGGGAGGAGGAGCUGUCAGACCUGGAUCUCCAAGAUGUGGAGGAGGUCCAGAUCAGCCGAGACACCUGCUGGCCAGAUUCCGAGUCGGAGCCCGAGCAGUCUCCACCAUCUCCCCACCCACACGAUCCUGAAGAUGAGGAGGACCAGGACGGGGGCGUGCUGAGGACCCUGCUGAGGAGCCUUCCCCAUAGACCCAAGUGUGGGGACAGCUUUGGGCAGGAGUCCAGCUUGGAGCGGCCAGCAGGCCAGCCGCCAGGGGCCAUGCCCUGCUCCCAGAGGAGGGGCGCCUGGCGAAUGACGCUCAUGCCACAGGGAGCCUCUGGAACUGAGGGUGGCCCCGAGCGGGCCGCCGAGCUGGGGGGCAGCUUUGCCCCGGGUGCGGGCCUCGGGGCCCGGCAGGGCGGCCCGCGGGGCGGGAAGCCGCACCAGUGUGAGGCCUGCGGCAAGAGCUUCAAGUACAACUCGCUGCUGCUGAAGCACCAGCGCAUCCACACAGGCGAGAAGCCCUACGCCUGCCACGAGUGUGGCAAACGCUUCCGCGGCUGGUCGGGCUUCAUCCAGCAUCACCGCAUCCACACGGGCGAGAAGCCCUACGAGUGCGGCCAGUGCGGGCGCGCCUUCAGCCACAGCUCGCACUUCACGCAGCACCUGCGCAUCCACAACGGCGAGAAGCCCUACAAGUGCGGCGAGUGCGGCCAGGCCUUCAGCCAGAGCUCUAACCUGGUGCGGCACCAGCGGCUGCACACGGGCGAGAAGCCCUACGCCUGCAGCCAGUGCGGCAAGGCCUUCAUCUGGAGCUCCGUGCUCAUCGAGCACCAGCGCAUCCACACGGGCGAGAAGCCCUACGAGUGCCCCGACUGCGGCAAGGCCUUCCGUGGCCGCUCCCACUUCUUCCGGCAUCUGCGGACCCACACGGGCGAGAAGCCCUUCGCCUGCGGCGCCUGCAGCAAGGCCUUCGGCCAGAGCUCCCAGCUCAUCCAGCACCAGAGGGUCCACUACCGGGAGUAGUGGGCACAGGAGGCCGUUGCUGAGCUGGGAGGGGCGCUGGCGCAGCCGGGGAUUGAGGCGGGUUCUGGAGGCAGUGCUCUGCCUUCUCACCCUUCCUGGCUGGCGCUGCGUGCCGGUGUCCCCAAUAAAUCCUUUUUAAUUGAUGGAAA